ACUAGUAGAAAGCAGCAGCAGCAUCCAAACCCAACCUUCCCAUCCAUCCUCCCCUCCCCUCCGUCGACACGCCACACAACCAAACCAAACCAAACCGAAAGCAAAGCGAGCGAGCGAGAGAGAGGAGGCCCGGCCAAAAGGAGCGGGGCGCGUCCCUCAUAAGCGGAGGGGCGGAGCGGCUCUCACGUUGCGGAAUUCGGAGGCCCCCAGGAAUAGCCAGCCGGUCGGGCCAGGCGCGGAGGCCGGAGGGCGGAGGCGGAGGAGGGGAUGGGGAACGUGACGUCGUCGGUGGCGGCGCGGCUGGCCUUCUUCCCGCCGGAGCCGGCGACGUACGAGGUGGCGGCGGCGGAGGGCGGGGCCGGGCUGCGGAUGACGGGGGUGCUGCCCGACGCCAACGUCGACGUGCACGCGCUGCCCACCAGGGCGGGGACCCGCGUCGUCGCCGCCUUCUGGCGCUACCCCACAGCGCGCCUCACGCUGCUCUACUCCCACGGCAACGCCGCCGACCUCGGCCAGAUGCUCGGCCUCUUCAUGGAGCUCCGCUCCCACCUCCGCGUCAACAUCAUGUGCUAUGACUAUUCAGGAUAUGGGGCCUCUACAGGAAAACCAUCGGAGUAUAACACGUACUACGACAUAGAGGCUGUCUAUGACUGUUUGAAAAAGGAGUAUGGGAUAGGGCAAGAGGAUCUGAUCCUGUAUGGGCAAUCAGUUGGAAGCGGACCGACGUUGCACUUGGCCUCACGUUUGGAUAAACUAAGAGGGGUCGUCCUUCACAGCGGCAUUCUGUCAGGCAUACGCGUUUUGUAUCCAGUGAAAGUGACACUUUGGUUUGAUAUCUUCAAGAACAUCGACAAAAUAAAGCAAGUCGAAUGUCCAGUGCUGGUUAUACAUGGCACGGCGGACGACAUCGUCGACUUCUCGCAUGGCAAGCGCCUAUGGGAGCUAGCGAAGGAGAAGUACGAGCCGCUGUGGGUCAAAGGCGGCGGCCACUGCAACCUGGAGACGUACCCCGAGUACAUCCGGCACCUGCGGAAGUUCGUGAACGCGAUGGAGAAGCUGGCGAGGGAGCGAGCGACAAAGGCGCCCCAGGUACCGCCGUCGAGCAUGGGCGAAGUGAAACACAACAAGUGCUUGAGAUUUGGGAAGUGAUCGAUGACCCUUGACCAUGCCAGCUCUCGCUAACUGUGUCGUUGCUCGCGUAUAGACACUGAUGAUCUGACGGAGGAGCCGAAGAAGCCAGUCGCGGCGGACGGCGGUCUCCCCGUCGGGCUCCGAUGACAUGACACCGUGGGGUGGGGGGAAGUGCAACGGCGUCGUCGUCGCUUAUCGCCGGUCCGGUCGCGGGUUCAGGGUUAGACAGGCUCCAUGGCUGGAAUGUGCUGGAGAUGACUGAAGAGAAACAGAAGCCUAGUGGAGGAAGCAUGCGGGAAAUCAUAUAUAGCCUGUUGUUGUUGGGUAGUGUUCAGUUGGGGCUCUCUCCUUUUUCUUUUUUAUUCAGCCUGUGUAUUAGUUGAUGUGCAAAGAAGUGUCCAUCUCUCCUAAUUGAUUGCAAAGUGCUUCGUGUGCUGUCA
This is a messenger RNA of Aegilops tauschii subsp. strangulata, 1571 nucleotides long. RefSeq lists its product as uncharacterized. NCBI's taxonomy places the organism in Eukaryota, Viridiplantae, Streptophyta, Magnoliopsida, Poales, Poaceae. The record is from RefSeq and is a predicted model, not a curated record.